AUGGACACCGCAGGCACUAUGGAAACGGUCAAGCCCCCGGCCAUCCAAGUGGUGGAAGAGCAAAAACCUGAUCCAGAUCGCGCCAUUCUCGAAUCGCUUCGUCCCACGUUAUACGCCUGCUCCUCGGUCCAGCGAAUACAUGGGGGAUUGUUGAAUACGACAUACCGAGGGUCACUGAUCAAACCACUGCAGAAUGGGAUGCGCACGGUAAUCAUCAAGCACAGCGAAGAGAAGGAUCUUAAUUUUCCGCAGUUCACAUUAUCCCUGACUCGAUGCCUUGCCGAACAGGCCGUUCUCAGGGGAGUGGGAGGUACCCCAUCUCACCAAGUGCAGCAUAAACAGAUCUCGAUCCAGGUUCCCCAACUCUAUCAAUAUCUUCCUGACCAGCAUACUCAAAUAUUCGAAGAUUUUUCCCAAAAUGGCACACUGCAUGACUUCCUGACAUCGGCUGCUACUCGAGAGCGCAUCACUGUAUCGACCGCCGUGGCCCUGGGCGAGGCCCUGGGGAGCUGGCUGUCCCGCUUCCACGCCUGGUCGAAGACCCCGGUGGAUGCGGAUUUGUGGAACAUUGUUGAACAAAACAGCAAUGGUUUCGACAGAAACCUAAGAGACUUCCGGUUUCAUAAGCUCCUCGCGAUCCAAAGGCAGUGCGAGUCGGAGCAUCUGACACACUACGCGGCGCUGAUGCACGCACGAGAGUUUGGACGGAAGGACACAGUCCUUCAUGGUGACUUUUCAACCAGGAACAUCCUGAUUCAAAACCCGUCGGCCAUCGACGAGGAGAAAGACGCAUCCCUGGCAGUCAUCGACUGGGAAGCAUGCUGCUUGGGAGACUACACACGAGACCUGGCCGAAAUGGUGGCUGACCUGUAUAUGCAGAAAAUUUUAUAUGGCUCCAAGGUUGCACUGUCGAUGAUCCAGGGCUUGAUCGGUACCUAUCCCCCGCUUGACGAGGAAGCGGCCCAUCGGACCGUGGCGCAAAUUGGAGAGAACUUCUUUUACUGGAACGUAUAUGCACCUACCUGUACGGACGAGCAGGAAUCGGAAUUGGUGCAGCUCGGCAUCGACCUGAUUGAGAAGGGUGUAAGAAGAGACCGCGAGGGGAUCAAAACAACAUUCUUUGCAUGUAUUUUCCGGUCGUCUUAG
Molecule: messenger RNA, 1146 nt
Organism: Aspergillus pseudotamarii
Lineage: Eukaryota; Fungi; Ascomycota; Eurotiomycetes; Eurotiales; Aspergillaceae
Product: phosphotransferase family protein
Exons: 3
Coding region: 1-1146 (381 amino acids)
Biological process (GO): protein phosphorylation
Molecular function (GO): protein kinase activity
Source: RefSeq, a predicted model, not a curated record